AUGGUUAAGCAAUGGCCUCUAAAAAGGGAAAGUCUAAUACAAGCACACCAACUCGUGAGGGAACAAUUCCAACAAGGACACUUAAAACUCUCCACGAGCCCAUGGAACACGCCAAUCUUUGUAAUCAAAAAGAAAUCAGGGAAAUAUCGCCUUUUGCAUGAUUUAAGAGCAGUAAAUGAACAAAUGGAAGCAAUGGGAGCAUUGCAACCAGGACUCCCCAAUCCAGCCAUGCUCCCACAACAUUGGCCUCUUUUGAUUAUUGAUUUAAAGGACUGCUUCUUUACUAUAGCCCUACACCCCCAGGAUACUAAAAGAUUUGCAUUUACCCUACCAGCAAUAAAUAGGGGGGAACCUGAUAAAAGAUACGAAUGGACUGUCCUUCCACAGGGUAUGAAAAACUCACCUACUUUGUGCCAACUGUAUGUUGAUGUGGCCUUGCAGCCUCUGAGAAUCAAGUGGCCUGACACAAUCAUUUACCAUUACAUGGAUGACAUCCUAUUCGCGCAAGAAGCAGCAUUUACAAAUGUUCAAAUGCAAGAGAUUCAAGCCACCCUGGCGAGAGCAUCCCUCGUGAUAGCUCAAGAAAAGAUACAGCAAUCCACACCAUGGAAGUAUCUAGGGUGGUCUAUCACAAAUCAGAUUGUGCGACCGCAAAAGCUUCAGCUCGCCACAAAAAUCACCAAUUUGAAUGAAGCACAACGACUGCUAGGGGAUUUGCAGUGGCUCAAACCGAUUGUUGGGAUACCCAACUCGUUACUGGACUGCCUCAGGUCACUACUCAAGGGGACUGAUCCAACCGCACCUGUGACCGUCACCCCACAACAAAAAGACGCCCUCGAAGGGAUCAUACGCUGUGUUGAAGAAGGAUUUGUCUCCCGCCGGGACAUAUCUCUACCCAUAGAUCUUACCAUUUGGAGUACUCCCGAUCACUUACUAGGGGCACUUACGCAACUACAAAAGAAAACGGGGGAGACACGGGUACUAGAGUGGAUGACACCACCUUUACAGGCAAGAAAGACAAUUAGCACAAAAAUUGAACAAGUAGCUACCCUGAUCCGUAAGGGCCGUAUAAGAAUCAUGGAAAUCACCGGAAUAAGCCCGACAGUAAUCUAUUUGCCCAUGAAAAAGGAGGACUUAGAUUGGUACCUCCUCAACUCUGGAGACCUGCAAACGGCCUUGCUGGAAGCUGGAGCAGUCGUCCACACCGGACCGCUGACGCCACGUCACCUUCAGUGGUUAGAAAAUUGGGACUGGGUAUCAAAGCCAAUACGAUCGGAGCAGCCAAUAGCGGGCGCCAUCACAGCCUUCACGGACGCCGGAAAAAAGACAAGAAGAGCAGCCAUCACCUGGAAAGAAGACCCUCGAUGGAAAAAGCAGAUAAUAGACGCUGCUCCAGAGGACAGUUUGCAAACAUUGGAACUGCUUGCCGUUGUGUGGGCACUAAGUGAACUGCAAGGGCCUCUGAAUGUGGUCACUGACUCAUUCUAUGUAGCAGGAGUAGCGCAAAGAAUUGAGGAUGCCUCUGUGAAAGAGGUGCAAAACAGGAGACUAUAUGAGCUCCUGCUACAACUGAAGCGAGCAGUAGGAGCAAGAACAAAGCCUUAUUGUAUCAUACAUAUCAGGAGUCACAAGUGGGAUGUAGGCCUGGGAGAGGGCAACGCCAGGGCAGAUAGAUUGGUCAUGAAUGUAGCAGAUGACAGGGGGAUUGAAGCAAGAGAGUCACAUACGCAAUUUCACCAGAAUGCUAAAGGGUUGGUGCGCGAGUUCAAAAUAGGCAUACAAGAGGCAAAAGCAAUAGUGAGAGCCUGCCCCAUUUGCAGUCAUCACAAUAGUGGGAUAGGCCUUGGGUGUGGGGUAAAUCCUCGGGGUUUGAAGAGUAACGAAAUUUGGCAAAUGGACGUUACACAUGUAGCAGAAUUUGGUAGGCUCAAGAACACUUUGGGUCCCUGCUAG
Molecule: messenger RNA, 1953 nt
Organism: Sturnus vulgaris (Common starling)
Lineage: Eukaryota; Metazoa; Chordata; Aves; Passeriformes; Sturnidae
Source: RefSeq, a predicted model, not a curated record